Molecule: messenger RNA, 275 nt
Organism: Staurois parvus
Lineage: Eukaryota; Metazoa; Chordata; Amphibia; Anura; Ranidae
Source: the annotation of a GenBank genome assembly
UCCCCCAAAUGUCAGGACAGUACAGAUAUCCCCCAAAUGUCAGGACAGUACAGAUAUCCCCCAAAUGUCAGGACAGUACAGAUAUCCCCCAAAUGUCAGGACAGUACAGAUAUCCCCCAAAUGUCAGGACGGUACAGAUAUCCCCCAAAUGUCAGGACAGUACAGAUAUCCCCCAAAUGUCAGGACAGGACAGAUAUCCCCCAAAUGUCAGGACAGGUACAGAUAUCCCCCAAAUGUCAGGACAGUACAGAUAUCCCCCAAAUGUCAGGACAGGU